AUGGCGAUCUUUGAGAGCGUCUUUACGACGUUUCGAAAGAAUCGACCAUACAUCUUCCACACAUUCUGUGAGGAGGAUGAGAUCACUCAUUUAUGUUUUGCUGACGAUUUGUUCAUUCUCGCGCAUGCUGACGUAGAUUCCAUAAAAACUAUAAGAGUUGCACUAAUAUUUUUUUCUGAGGUUACAGAUUCAACUAUCAACGAGAACAAGAGCUUGGAAUUCUACGGAAGAGUAAAAGAGGAAAUGAAAGCAAACAUCUAUAACAUCAUGGGCAUCGCAGAAGGAAACUUCCCGGCAAUAAAGAAACUUACAUACACUGGAAGAAUUGAGCUGGUCAAAAGCAUGGUAAUGGGAAUCAUUAGUUAUUGGUCACAACUACUCGUGCUCCCAAAGAAGGUAGUGAAAAAACUUGAUGCUCUAAUGAGAAACUUUAUUAAGGGAAGCAAUGGGAGAGGCGGGAAGAAGGUUAAAUGGACUGUACUUUGCAAACCAAAAGAAGAAGGUGGCAUAGGGCUCAAGAACUAUGUUGAAUGGAAUAAAGUGUUGACGUGUAAGCACCUAUUGGCCAUCGAGAGCAAACAAGAAUCACUCUAG
This is a messenger RNA of Impatiens glandulifera, 594 nucleotides long. RefSeq lists its product as uncharacterized. The transcript has 2 exons. NCBI's taxonomy places the organism in Eukaryota, Viridiplantae, Streptophyta, Magnoliopsida, Ericales, Balsaminaceae. The record is from RefSeq and is a predicted model, not a curated record. The coding region runs from base 1 to 594 and encodes 197 amino acids.